UUUUAUUUGUUUUCCGGAGCGGACUGAUAUUGCAAAAAUGUUUAAGAUUAUUAUAUAUACUGUACUGAGCCUUUCAAUGUUCAAAAGGAUCAGUUGCGAUGCAGAUCCUCACUUGUGCCAACAACACGUGGCUGUUAACUACACGGAGAUGGUAGCUAAGCCUAUGGAGGAAUACGGAAACUUUGCGAAAUACUUCUCAGAAUUGGGAAUACAAGCAGGGAAUAAAACUGUGACCAAAACCAGAAUAGAAGAUAAAUAUCUUUGUUGUCCUGGCUACAAAAAGUCUGCCGAUGGACUAUGUGUUCUCGACCAAACCACAACUUCGACCACGCCAUCGACAACAGAAGCACACGAUUUAACAGAAUCAACUGAAUUACCCCAAAUGGAUUCAUCUAUAUCUAGUUCUAUAACGAAAGUAAAUAGCAGCCACAAAUCACUAGUUUUGGGUACAAUUUUAGGAGUUUGUGUUAUGAUAAUUAUCGUAGCUUCUGUGAUUACAUGGCAAAUUCGGAAGCGCAGAAAUAUACCAAAUAACGGAAGCCGUCAAGUACAAUUUGAUGCUGAAAUGCAAAGAGCUCUAUUAUAAAACUUUUACAAUUCGCAUUAAAGCGGAUAUACUUUGUUAUCUGCUCACAUU
Messenger RNA from Drosophila suzukii, 637 nucleotides. RefSeq lists its product as uncharacterized. The record is from RefSeq and is a predicted model, not a curated record. Lineage: Eukaryota; Metazoa; Arthropoda; Insecta; Diptera; Drosophilidae.